CACUAUUGUAAAGUGGCUGUUCCACUGGAUGUCUUAAGGUGAACGCACCAAUUUGUAAGUCGCUCUGGAUAAGAGCGUCUGCUAAAUGACUUAAAUGUAAAUGUAUUUGUGUUUAGUGAGUCCGACAGAUCAGAUGCAGUAGGGAUGCGCGAAUUUAACAAUUUUCCUGUUCUGCUAAUCAUUCAAAAUCUAACGAGUACUUUUGGGUGUCAGGGAACAUGUAUGGAGGUAAAAGUACAUUAUUUUCUUUAGGAAUGUAGUGGAGUAAAAGUGGAAGUAGUCAAAAAUAUCAAAAGUAAAGUACAGAUACUCCCAAAACUCCAUACAUUUUCCCUGACACCAAAAAGUACUUAAAAUAUUUGUACUUAUCUACUUUACACCACUGAUUGCAGGGAAUACUGUUUGAAGAUGUUCCUCCCUAUGAGGCCCAUGAGACUGUGUAGGGAUGUGAUUUGAAUAGGACUGUGACUGAACGAGUGGGAUGUUGUUAUUGAUCUAUUUAUGUAUUUUGUUUUGAGGUCGUUGUUCCCCCUCCCCUUUUCCGCAAAGGAAAUGUAUUUUCGUCUACAGUUUACUAACCUUACAGUAGGUGGCGGCAGCCACGUUAUAUUUGUGUAAAUGUCAGUAUACCAGAGAAGAAGAUGACGCUGUUGCAUUGUCGAUGUGGGGAACAGGAAGUUCCGGGUUGAAACGACAGAACUGUGCUGUUGUGUCGAUAGUGGUUGUGUCCGUUUCAAAUGUAUCAUUGUAGACCGACUCAGAUUAAGUCUGAGGCCGUUAACAUCAACAGUGAGGACAAACCCAGCCUGCCUCUCUCCUUCCACACUGAGUAGAAACCUACAGUCACUGGGUCCUGAUUGUGACAGUGGAGCCCAGUUUGCUCUGCAAGGAUUCAGAGAUGGCAUCAGUGAAGCUGGAAGACUGCAGUCAAACACUGGAGCUGAAUGUCAUCAUUAAAGAUGAAGAAGAAGAGGAGAAGAUUAGGACAACUGUUAGUCAUGGAGACCAUCUGGAGACAUUCUCUACAUCCAGAGAGCAACAGCAGGAAGAUCAGAGAGCUAAGAGGUCUCAUCACUGCCCACAUUGUGAAGAGAUUUUCCCAUUUCUAUCAAAGCUAAAAAUACACCUAAAAAUACACACAGGAGAGAAGCCUUCUUCCUGCUCUGACUGUGGAAAAUGUUUGAAAACAUCAAAUGAGCUAAAAGCUCACCAGAGAACACACACAGGAGAGAAGCCAUACUCCUGCUCUGACUGUGGAAAAAGUUUUAAAUCAUCAAAUGAGCUAAAAGCUCACCAGAGAACACACACAGGAGAGAAGCCUUACGUCUGCUCUGACUGUGGAACUAGUUUCUGUCAAAUUUCCCACUUAAAAUCACAUGAACGUAUACAUACAGGUGAAAAGCCUUACGUCUGCUCUGACUGUGGGGCGAGUUUCUCUCAUCUGGGCACCUUAAAAACACACCAACGUAUACACACAGGAGAGAAGCCUUACUCCUGCACUGACUGUGGAAAAUACUUCACAACGUCAACUGAUCUAAAAGUUCAUCAGAGAACACACACAGGAGAGAAGCCUUAUUCUUGCUCUGACUGUGGAAAAGGUUUUAAAACAUCAAAAGAGGUAAAAGUUCACCAGAGAACACACACAGGAGAGAAGCCUUACGUCUGCUCUGACUGUGGGGCGAGUUUCUCUCAUCUGGGCACCUUAAAAACACACCAACUUAUACACACUGGUGAGAAGCCUUACUUCUGCUCUGACUGUGGAAAAUGCUUCAAAACAUCAACUGGGCUAAAACGUCAUCAGAGAACACACUCAGUAGAAAAGCCUUUCUUCUGCCCUGACUGUGGAACUAGUUUCUCUAAAUUUUCCAUCUUAAAAACACAUGAACGUAUACAUACAGGAGAGAAGCCUUACGUCUGCUCUGAUUGUGGAAAAUACUUCACAACAUCAACUCAUCUAAAAGUUCAUCAGAGAACACACACAGGGGAGAAGCCUUAUUCCUGCUCUGACUGUGGAAAACGUUUUAAAACAUCAAAUGAGCUAAAAGUUCACCAGAGAACACACACAGGAGAGAAGCCUUACGUCUGCUCUAACUGUGGAACUAGUUUCUCUCAGCUGGGCACCUUAAAAACACACCAACGUAUACACACAGGAGAGAAGCCUUACGUCUGCUCUAACUGUGGAACUAGUUUCUCUCGACUUUACCAUUUACAAUCACAUGAACGUAUACAUACAGGAGAGAAGCCUUACUCCUGCUCUGACUGUGGGGCGAGUUUCUCUCAGCUGGGCACCUUAAAAACACACCAACGUAUACACACAGGAGCGAAGCCUUAUUCCUGCUCUGACUGUGGAAAAUGUUUUAAAACAUCAAAUGAGCUAAAAGUUCAACAGACAACACACACAGGAGAGAACUAGUUUCUCUCAACUUUCCCACUUAAAAUCACAUGAACGUAUACAUACAGGAGAGAAGGCUUACUCCUGUUCUGACUGUGGUUUAAGUUUCUCUCGACUGUAUACCUUAAAAAAACAUAAACGUAUACAUGGAGAGAAACCAUGCUCCUGCUCUGCCUGUGUACAAUGCUUCAAAACAGCAACUGAGCUAAAAGUUAAUCAGAGAACACACUCAUGAGAGAAGCCUGCUUACGUCUGCUCUGACUUUUGGGUGAGUUUCUCUCAAAGGCUAGACCCAAGUCAAACGUCUAGCCAAAGGCUGCUUGUUUGAAUCUCAUCAAGGAGGAUUUGAGCAUUUCAGCUAAUUAGCAACUUUGCAACUACUUACUACUUUUGAACUAUGUUAGCAUGUUAGCUUAGCAUGCAACUACUUAGCAUGUUAGCUAACCUUUCCCCUAAACCCAUUUAACACCUCACCCCUAACCUAGCUAACGUUAGCAACAACAAAUUGGAAUUUGUAACAUAUCAUACAUAUUACAAGUUCGUAAGAUGUUGUAUGAAUAGCAAUGCGUAAAAUAACAUACGAUACGUCCUGCAAGUCAUAUUAUACUGAACAACAAUCUAAACGUAACAAGUUCAAAUAUUUAUGGUUCGUAUAAGGAAAUCAGUCAUUUUAAAUAAAUGAGGCCCUAAUCUAUGGAUUUCACAUGACUGGGCAGGGGCUCAGGAAUGUGUCGGACGUGGGAGGGCAUAGGCCCACUUGAGAGCCAGGCCCAGCCAGUCAGAAUGAGUUUUUCCACACAAAAGGUUUUUAUUACAGACAGAAAUACUACUCAGCCCCCCCAGACAAUCCUGCAGGUGAAGAGGUCCUGGGCUGCCGUGGUUACAUGUGAUCUGCAGUUGUGAGGCCGGUUGGAUGUACUGCCAAAUUCUCUAACAGGACGAAGGACGUUAGAGGUGGCAGCUCUGGUGGACGUUCCUGCAGUCAUCAUGAGAAUUGCACAUUCCCUAAACUUGAGACAUCUGUGACGUAGUGUGGCCUUUAUUUAGGCUUACAUGCUCACUAACAGGGAUAUUAACGAAUUUGUGCACAACAUUUGAGAGAAAUAAGAUUUGUGUGCCUAUGGAACAUCUCUGGAAGUUUUUAUUUCAGCUCAUGGAACCAAUACUUUACAUGUUUUGUUUAUAUUUUAGUUCAGUUUAUAUUGGUAGGCCAAUGUCAUGUAACCUAACAUGCUUAAUGGAGUGGAAUGGAUGUUUUUGUAACAUAUAAUACGUUUUGCUUUGAGACCAGGUUGUCCCUCUGCAGUAUUCUGUGGAAAGGAGUGAGUUGAUACUUCUUAAAUUUUUUAUUGAACUUUUAUUUAACUAGGCAAGUCAGUUAAGGACACAUUCUUAAUUACAAUGAUGGCCUAGGAACAGUGGGUUAACUACCUUGUUCAGAGGCAGAACAACAGAUUUUUACCUUGUCAGCUCGGGGAUUUGAUCUUGCCCAACGCUCCAACCACGAGGCUACCUUCCACGCCUAACAUGAAUCAGAUAGAGAUGGUGUGAUGAUCACUUUUCACCAUUAGUUUGGGGGGGUGUUUUACAACUUUAUUUAAUGAUACACAGCUUAUGAAAUGAAUACAUGUGUUUAUUAAUUGUCUUUCAAACUAGAUGAGUUAUUUUAGUUACUGAUCAUGAAUGUGUUUGGAAAACUGCAUUGAAGCAAACUUUAUUGAUCUGCCAAUGAAAAAUAAAGUUACAUGAAUAUGUA
Molecule: messenger RNA, 4148 nt
Organism: Oncorhynchus nerka (sockeye salmon)
Lineage: Eukaryota; Metazoa; Chordata; Actinopteri; Salmoniformes; Salmonidae
Product: zinc finger protein 585B-like
Exons: 3
Coding region: 899-2413 (504 amino acids)
Biological process (GO): regulation of transcription by RNA polymerase II
Cellular component (GO): nucleoplasm
Molecular function (GO): DNA-binding transcription repressor activity, RNA polymerase II-specific; RNA polymerase II cis-regulatory region sequence-specific DNA binding
Source: RefSeq, a predicted model, not a curated record